UACCCGGUAUGGUGUGUGUGUAUGUUUUUGGACACCGCACACAGGGAUGUUUGGGACAGAAGUGACCGACAGCGGGAGCGACGCCGAAUCCCGGUUUCAACUGUAAACACGUGUGUAGAUCAGCUGUUUUUACACUGGAGCUUCACAAACAGAGCUCGCCUGGACGCGUGACAGAGUUUGAGAGCGCGCCUGGUUGAUUUCAAGGGGAUUAAAGUUUUUUUUAACUACCUCAGAAUGAGUGACCUAGACGAAGACUUCGCGAAGAUUUUAAUGCUGAAGGAGGAGAGGAUACGAGAUCUUGAGAGGCGUUUGCUGGAGCGAGAAGACGAAAUCAGCGAGCUGAAGAGAAAGCUGCACAAAUGUCAGUCCGUUUUACCGAGCGCGCAGAUCGGCCCGCGGACACACCGCGCGCAGGGAAUAUCAGCCGAACCGCAAACGCACCAGGAUUUAUCAAACCAAAGCUUUAGGAGAGUUGCCAAAUCGGACAGGUCAAAGGAUCUGAUCAAGGCGGCUAUCCUGGACAACGACUUCAUGAAGAAUCUGGAAAUGUCUCAGAUCCAGGAGAUUGUGGAUUGUAUGUAUCCAGUGGACUAUGACAAAAACAGCUGUAUUAUUAAAGAAGGCGAUGUGGGCUCCCUCGUCUACGUCAUGGAAGAUGGUAAGGUUGAAGUGACUAAAGAAGGACUGAAGUUGUGUACCAUGGGACCAGGAAAAGUGUUUGGAGAGCUCGCCAUCCUUUAUAACUGCACCAGAACGGCCACUGUGAGAACGGUGACCAGUGUGAAGUUAUGGGCCAUCGACAGACAGUGUUUCCAGACCAUCAUGAUGAGGACAGGCCUAAUCAAACAUGCAGAGUACAUGGAGUUAUUGAAGAGUGUGCUGACGUUCCGGGGUCUUCCAGAAGAAAUAUUGAGCAAACUGGCUGAUGUCCUGGAGGAGACCCACUAUGAGGACGGCAACUACAUCAUUCGCCAGGGGGCAAGAGGAGACACUUUCUUUAUUAUCAGCAAAGGAAAGGUGACGAUGACGAGGGAGGACUGUCCUGGUCAAGAGCCUGUUUACCUGCGGUCAAUGGGGAGAGGAGAUUCAUUUGGGGAAAAAGCUCUGCAAGGGGAGGACAUCAGAACGGCAAACGUCAUCGCAGCAGAGACCGUCACCUGUCUCGUGAUAGACAGAGACUCUUACAAACAUCUGAUCGGAGGUCUGGAAGAUGUUUCCAACAAAGGCUGUGAAGAUGCUGAAGCAAAAGCAAAAUACGAGGCCGAGAAUGCCUUUUUCUCCAAUCUAAACCUGUCUGAUUUCAACAUCAUCGACACUCUUGGAGUUGGAGGAUUUGGACGUGUUGAACUGGUUCAGCUGAAGAGUGAUGAGAUGAAGACGUUUGCGAUGAAGAUCUUGAAGAAGCGUCACAUUGUGGACACGAGACAGCAGGAGCACAUCCGCUCCGAGAAGCUCAUCAUGCAGGAGGCACAUUCAGAUUUUAUAGUCAGACUCUACCGCACAUUUAAGGACAGUAAAUACCUCUAUAUGCUGAUGGAGGCCUGUUUAGGUGGAGAAUUAUGGACAAUCCUGAGAGACCGGGGAAACUUUGACGAUUCAACGACGCGGUUUUACACAGCAUGUGUGGUGGAGGCCUUCGCUUAUCUGCAUUCCAAAGGCAUCAUAUACAGAGACCUCAAACCAGAGAACCUGAUACUCGACCACAGAGGAUACGCCAAACUGGUGGAUUUUGGCUUUGCUAAGAAGAUCGGCUUUGGGAAGAAGACGUGGACGUUCUGUGGUACUCCAGAGUAUGUGGCUCCAGAGAUCAUCCUGAAUAAAGGACACGACAUCUCUGCAGAUUACUGGUCUCUCGGUAUCCUCAUGUACGAGCUGCUGACCGGCAGUCCUCCUUUCUCAGGACCAGAUCCGAUGAAAACGUACAACAUCAUUCUUAGAGGCAUCGAUAUGAUUGAAUUCCCCAAGAAAAUAACCAAAAAUGCUGCCAAUCUCAUCAAAAAGCUAUGCAGAGACACUCCUUCUGAAAGAUUAGGAAACUUGAAAAACGGUGUCAAAGACAUCCAGAAGCACAAAUGGUUUGAAGGGUUUAACUGGGAUGGACUGAGAAAGGGGACGCUGAUGCCCCCCAUCAUCCCUAAUGUAACCUCAUCUACGGACACCAGUAACUUCGACAGCUUUCCAGAGGACAACGAAGACCCACCGCCUGAUGAUAACUCAGGCUGGGAUAUAGACUUCUAAAAACUCAUGUGCACAAACACACAACACUGCUCACGCCAGACUGGAUAAACCAACAUGCUACACUACUGUAUGGACUGAAGGAAUGUGGAAAAAGCAGAAGGUCUGAGCCCAUCGUGACGUAAAGUGACUGUGAAGGAGAUCCAGACACACACGAAAAACUAUCAAGUGAGCGUGUAUGUGUGUGUGUUCACAUCUGACCUAUAAUAAUCACCUUUACUGUGAGAUAACAGAGACGACAGUCCAAUUACGGAAAAGGAUGUGACCUCAAUGACUUGUUCUUCUCCCUGAUUGGCUGCGAACUCUUCAUUCACCAAUCCGUGUGCAGACUACUCUAAAGAAGACCAGGAGGCCAGACAGACCUGAAUGUCGCUCUUCACGUAAUACGGUUGUGGUCAAAAUUAUUGGCACUCUUGGUAAAUAUGAGCAAAACAACCUGCAUUUUAAA
Danio aesculapii is the source of this 2683-nucleotide messenger RNA. RefSeq names its product protein kinase cGMP-dependent 1a (gene prkg1a). The transcript is spliced from 18 exons. Gene Ontology annotation, biological process: protein phosphorylation. Gene Ontology annotation, molecular function: ATP binding; cGMP-dependent protein kinase activity. The coding region runs from base 235 to 2238 and encodes 667 amino acids. NCBI's taxonomy places the organism in Eukaryota, Metazoa, Chordata, Actinopteri, Cypriniformes, Danionidae. The record is from RefSeq and is a predicted model, not a curated record.